Molecule: messenger RNA, 2934 nt
Organism: Trypanosoma cruzi
Lineage: Eukaryota; Euglenozoa; Kinetoplastea; Trypanosomatida; Trypanosomatidae
Product: lysosomal alpha-mannosidase precursor, putative
Exons: 1
Coding region: 1-2934 (977 amino acids)
Biological process (GO): mannose metabolic process
Molecular function (GO): carbohydrate binding; alpha-mannosidase activity
Source: RefSeq, a predicted model, not a curated record
AUGCGGUUGCUUACGGCGCUCUUUGCGUACUUUAUUGUCGCCCUUAUUUUGUCUUUUUCCGUCUCCGCGAAGAACACCGUACAUCUUGUCGCGCACACCCAUGACGACAUGGGGUGGCUGAAGACGGUGGAACAGUAUCAAUACGGCCUGAACAACACUAUCCAGUUAGCAGAUGUGAACGGCAUUAUCUCCAGCGUGAUUGCCGGAUUACUGUUGAAUCCCAAGAGAAAGUUCACCUAUGUUGAGAUUGGUUUCUUCUCUCGGUGGUGGAAAGAACAGGGGGAGGAAAUGCGGAAUAUUGUGCGGAAUCUUGUUGCCAAAGGCCAGCUACAGUUUGCAAAUGGAGGGUGGUGCAUGCACGAUGAGGCCACCACACAUUUCAUUGACAUGAUCGAUCAGACGACUAUUGGUCACCGCUGGCUGUGGCGCGAGCUGAAGGUUGUGCCCCGCGUGGGGUGGCAGGUCGACCCGUUUGGCCACAGUGCCACGCAGGGGGCGAUGCUAACGGCCCGCGCAGGGUUUGUUGGAACGUUCUUUGCCCGUGUGGACUACCGGGAUUUUGAGUACCGUGCAAGCACGGGACGACGACAGUUCUGGUGGCAGCCGAGCCCUUCACUGCCAGAGCUGCAAACAUUUGCGGAGAUAAAUCUUCACCAAACGUAUUGCCCCCCGAGCAAAUUUUCGUGGGAUGUUGUGGAUUACUGGAUAAGCGCUGUAAGAAAUACUGACCCACUCAAUUUUGUUGAAGAUAAAUCUUCUGAAAAUUACAACAUCCCUUUUAUACUUGAGCUUUUCAAGACGGAGGUACGAAGGAAUGUGGGACAGACGCGUGGAAAGAAUAUCAUGUGGACCAUGGGCUGUGACUUUAACUAUUUUGCAAGUGAGCUGUGGUUUGGCAAAAUGGACAGACUCAUUGAAAUCGUCAACGCUGAUGGGGAGUUUGAAGUGCGCUACUCCACCCCGUACGAGUACGCAAUGGCAAAACGCGAAGAACAUUCCGAGGGUAUUGUGUACGACACCAAAAAAGGGGAUUUCUUUCCGUAUGCAAGUGCUCCACAUGAGUACUGGACUGGUUACUUCUCUUCGCGCCCCGCGCUGAAGCGACUUGUGCGACGACUAAGCAGCUAUUGGACGGCUGCGCGACAAGUGGAGUUUUUGGCCGGUGUGCCUACCGGUGAAGUGCCAAUGCUGAGUGAUGCCCUUGCCAUUGCACAGCACCACGACGCUAUAACAGGUACAGCAAAGCAGCAUGUGGCCUUUGAUUACGCGAAACGCCUCACAGAGGCCUAUAAGGAAGAUCUUUCGGUUCGGUUACGUCCUGCGCUUUCGGGAUGUCCUUUUGGGUUUGAAAAUGCCCAGCACUGUCUCUUAUCUAACGUGUCGGUGUGCUCCGCCACUGCCAAGGCAUUUGAAAAGGAAGGGGCAGUUGUUAAUGUGCUUGUGUGGAACCCAAAUGCUCACUCUGUCCAGCGGACAAUUGUACAUAUUCCUGUUCCGCGGUCCGAUGUCAUUAUAUCGGGCGAAGGCGUCUUGCGGUACUCCGUGUUUGAAUCACCAGUGCAGAUUAGUGACUAUGCGAAUGAGAACAGAGAGUGGCAGCCUUAUACAUUAGGGGUGGAACUUCAACUGGUGAGGCUCACACUAUUAAAUCUCUUUACUCCCCAAUUGAAAUUUGCUACCAAAAAGCAUAAUUCCCGGUUGGUUUCGCUUGUGCGACCAUCGGAAGACGAUUUGGAAAUAUCAAAUGAGGCCCUCGUGCUUAAGUUUGGACGUAACGGCCUAAUACAAAGUGUCACUGUUCGAUCAAGUGGCCAAACGGUGGCAGUGAAACAGGAUUGGUGCUACUAUAUCAGCAAUGAUGGAGAUACUGUCAGUUUAAGCCCCGGUGGUGCCUACAUUAUGCGUCCUGUUUCGAAUGCCACGUGCAACCCGAUAACAGAUUCCCCUGUGGAGCUCCGUCUUGUGGAUCGCAGGAUGGGGGUUGUGGAGCAACGCUUUGGGAAGGACCUUGUGCAACGGGUAAUUCUUCGCGGUGAUCUUGUUGAUGUGGAGUUUACCUCUUUUGGCAUUCCCAUUCACGAUAACUUUGGCCGCGAGCUUGUUGCCCGAUUCCGCACCUCCGUGGAGAGCGGGGAUGUGUUUUACACGGACAGCAACGGAAGAGAAAUGCAGCGUCGGCGUGUGGACCACCGCAGCGACUACCCCUUUACGCAGACGGAACCCGUGGCGGGUAAUUUCUACCCAGUGACUUCGGUUUUUUUCAUCAACGACACCCAAACGCAGUUUAACGUAUUUCCUGAUGCCCCAAUGGGCGGCACGAGUCUUCAGAGCGGUGAGGUCCUUUUUGUGGUUCACCGACGUCUUUUACGUGACGACUUUAAAGGCGUGGGGGAACCUCUAAACGAAACCGCUUUUGUCACAAGCUACGCGGAUUGUGUGAUGACAAAUACAAGUAAUUGUGGCCAUCAUUACGGCCCUCCCCUGCGUGUUCGCGGCACGCUGUCAUUUUCAGUGUCACGGAGUGGACCAACAGCGAUGCGGCGUGUGCGUGAGCAACAGGAUGAGAACUAUUAUACGCCACUUGUCAUGUUUUCCUCAUCUUCUACUGAUGCUGCAUCCACAAUUGCGCGGUAUAACACGUCUUUUGGAUUUUCGCUGCCGCCAAGCCUGCAGGUUGUCACACUGCAAUUAAUUGAUCAGCAGAAUUUGCUCUUGCGUCUUGGACACCGUUACGCUGUGAGUGAGGACCCUGAACGCUCGUUGCCUGUCGAAGUGGAUCUAAUGACAAUCUUUAAAGAAUUUCACUGGAUAACUAUCUUGAGCAUCGAUGAAGUCUCUUUAACAGCGGUGGAGAUAGUGCAACGCCAGAUCCAAAAAGUGACGGUGCGUCCAAUGGAUAUCCGCACAUUUAUUUUUUAUAUAAAAGCACAUUGA